Funneliformis geosporum is the source of this 536-nucleotide messenger RNA. NCBI's taxonomy places the organism in Eukaryota, Fungi, Glomeromycota, Glomeromycetes, Glomerales, Glomeraceae. The record is from the annotation of a GenBank genome assembly.
CUAUAGUUAUUAACGAAGCAUAUAGAGAAAAAAUGGCUGAAUUUGAUCCUUCUUUUGUUGUUCUAGGAGAGCAGAAAAUCAAAACAAUGAUUGUCAAAAGUUGUAAAUAUAAUCAGGAAAAUUUGCGAAAUCUCCUUACUAAAACUGCAGAAAAUGUCUCACUUACAAUGGAUCUUUGGUCAAGUAAAGCCAAGCAUGGAUAUUUGGAAGAUAUUCCAAGUAAUCUUGAUUUAAUAGCAGCUUUAUUAGAUCCUUGCUAUAAAAAUUUGGAUUUUUUAGAAAAUGCCGAUGAAAAGAAACAAAUUAUUCAAAAACUUCAUAAUAAACUUAGUGAGGUAGAAGUAUCAGGAUUUGAGAUAUUGAACAAUCCAGCUCUAUCUCAAGAUAUUGAAUCUUCAAUACGCUCACAUAAAGAAUAUCGUCAACAGCGUCAAAAGAAAAUUAAAAAAGCAGUUACAAAUGUGGUAAUUUCUGAUGAAGUUACCAAUUAUUUAUCAUUGCUGUUAGCAUUAGAGACUGAAGAUCCUUUAAAUUAG